This is a messenger RNA of Pristis pectinata (smalltooth sawfish), 846 nucleotides long. Its product is annotated as immunoglobulin lambda-1 light chain-like. The record is from RefSeq and is a predicted model, not a curated record. The transcript is spliced from 5 exons. Lineage: Eukaryota; Metazoa; Chordata; Chondrichthyes; Rhinopristiformes; Pristidae. Bases 1 to 846 code for a protein of 281 amino acids.
AUGCCGUUUGACUUCAAUCCGUCCGACAUUUUCAGAAAUGGCCUGGAGUGUGGAGGACCUGUUAACACGUUACCUAUGAUUCGCUUAUCCGAGGUCACAACUGGACUAUCGUCGCAAAACUUGGCUUCGCAAUGGCGGAAUGGGUUCGGGCUCUUGCUGCAAUGGUGGUUCUUUUUCCACGCCGUAAACGCGGAGGCGAUCUUGACUCAGUCUCCGUCUAUUUCACGUUCACCGGGAGAUACAGUUCAAAUCACUUGUACCAUGUCAGGAGGUAGCAUCGAUGACUACAUCGAAAGCUGGUACUGGCAGAAAGCCGAAAGCGCUCCCGGCCUUGUGUGGGAUGAAGUUGACGACCAGGCUUCGGGAAUUCCGGAUCGAUUUACCGGUUCCGUGGAUACGUCGAGCAACCAAAUGUAUUUAACCAUUACCAACGUACAAUCGGAGGACGCCGCCGAUUAUUACUGUGGUGUGGGGGAGGCUGAUGCAUUUACCUUCGGGAAAGGAACCAAGCUGAAUCUGAACAGUCCGCGGCCACCUGCAGUGACCGUCCUCGGGCCUUCAGCAGAAGAAAUCACGAAAAAUGGCACCGCCACCCUAGUGUGUUUGGUGAGCGGGUUUAACCCGGGCGCUGUGGAUAUUGAGUGGUCUGUGGACGGCAGUGCGAGAAGGGAUGGCGUUGAGACCAGCCAGGUCCAGCAGGACAGGGACAACACGUUCAGUGCGAGCAGUUACCUGACUCUGCCAGCCUCCGACUGGAACUCACACGAGCUUUACUCCUGUGUGGUUAAACACGAGACUCAGGCGAACCCGAUUAAGACAAACAUCGCGAGAUCCGGCUGUACCUAA